Owenia fusiformis is the source of this 767-nucleotide messenger RNA. NCBI's taxonomy places the organism in Eukaryota, Metazoa, Annelida, Polychaeta, Sabellida, Oweniidae. The record is from the annotation of a GenBank genome assembly.
AUUCAACCCAAAAAUAUUCAGAGUGCUUGAAGCCACUGACAUCUUGAUAAACAUCCCUAUAAAAGAAAUAUAAACAGAGGUACAAAUCAUUUCAAACUGAGAAAGACAAGGAAAAAUCUAGACGGAUAAAUGUACAAAUUAUUGGACCUUUAACAAGGAGUGUAAACUUGCGACUUUGUGAGCUUAAGAUCUGAUCUGACUCGAGAAACAAGAAUAUGUAUCUUCACAUUUUAUUAUUUUCUUUACUUAUUGUUCCAUCAUCACAGAGAAUGGCUCCGAAUUCUGAUUUAAAUCCUUGGAAAAAUAAAAUUGAAAGACAAUCCAAGAUGGCCGACCUGAUGCCAGGUCUUUUCUCAGAGUUACAAAAAGCAGACGUCAAGAUAAUCAAACAGCAAAACAACUCGAUCAUGACAACAGAAAGACCAGGCAGACCUGAUAUGCAAGUGACAGAAAGACUUGAAACGCAUUCAAUAAUAAGACGAAUUCCAUUUCAAGAUAGAUGCUGUGACACAAUCGACUGUUAUUGGCAACUGGAUGAGGUCAUCGAUACAAACAAUGGAACUUUCGAAGUUGUGCAUUUAGAACACCUUGGCCAGUACCAACUACUUACAGUUGGAUUAUGCAGACCAGAGAGUACAUGCGGACCUCCAUGGUUAAAGAAAUGCCAAGAACAUUGGAGGAUCUUCCAUGUAUUAGUAUGGCUUCAACAAUCUCCUUGGUAUGCCUUCAAGACUGUCAAAUUACCAACACGCUGUAAAUGUGCUUGA